This is a messenger RNA of Cajanus cajan (pigeon pea), 2043 nucleotides long. Its product is annotated as Cupredoxin superfamily protein. The record is from RefSeq and is a predicted model, not a curated record. Gene Ontology annotation, cellular component: extracellular region. Gene Ontology annotation, molecular function: oxidoreductase activity; copper ion binding. NCBI's taxonomy places the organism in Eukaryota, Viridiplantae, Streptophyta, Magnoliopsida, Fabales, Fabaceae.
CCUCAUCCAUUAUAUAAACACAAUCCCGGCUCCACAAAUCUCUAAACCAUAACUCUAUUACCUCUCGCACUCAUAUUUCAUAUUUGACUUGCUAGACAUGGUUAAGCUUCACUUGUGUUCAAGGGCCAUGCCAACUUUAUUGCUUCUGUGUUUCUUCCUCGUCUUGGGGAAUUUCAACAAAUUAGCUGAGGCCAGAAUUAGACAUUACAAAUGGGAGGUCAAGUAUGAGUUUAGAGCCCCUGAUUGCUUUAAGAAGCUGGUUAUUACCAUCAAUGGUGAAACUCCAGGACCUACCAUCCAGGCCCAGGAGGGUGAUACAAUUGUUGUUCAAGUUAACAACAGUUUGGUCACAGAAAACCUUGCCAUCCACUGGCAUGGUAUCAGACAGAUUGGAACUCCUUGGUUUGAUGGAACAGAAGGGGUAACUCAAUGUCCUAUAUUUCCUGGAGACACAUUUAUUUAUCGGUUUGUUGUAGACAGGCCUGGGACAUAUCUUUACCACGCUCACUAUGGAAUGCAAAGGGAAGCGGGGCUAUAUGGACUAAUACGAGUGACACCCCGUGACCCUGAACCCUUUGCUUAUGACCUUGACCGAACCAUUAUUCUGAACGAUUGGUACCACCAGAGCACUUAUGAACAAGCUGCUGGAUUGUCUUCAAUUCCAUUUCAAUGGGUGGGAGAACCUCAGUCACUUCUGAUUAAUGGAAAAGGAAGAUUCAACUGUUCCAAAUCUCCAAGCUCAGGCACUGAUGUUUGUGACACAUCAAACCCUCAAUGCUCUCCCUUUGUACAAACUGUGAUCCCAGGAAAAACUUACCGACUAAGAAUUGCCAGCUUGACUGCUUUAUCAGCACUAAGUUUCCAAAUAGAGGACCAUAACAUGACAGUGGUGGAAGCAGAUGGUCACUACGUUGAGCCAUUUGUGGUUAAAAACCUGUUCAUAUACUCAGGUGAGACCUACUCAGUUCUAGUGAAAAGCAACCGAGAGCCAUCAAGGAACUAUUGGAUAACCUCAAACGUGGUGAGCAGAAACAGAAGCACCCCAGCAGGGUUAGGCAUCUUCAACUACUACCCCAACCACCCAAAACGGUCCCCACCAACGGGUCCACCCUCUCCCCCUGCAUGGGACGACGCUAAGCCAAGGCUAGCCCAAAGCCUCUCCAUCAAGGCCCGCCAAGGCUACAUCCACAAACCCCCCGCAACCUCCGACAGACUCAUCGUACUCCUCAACACGCAGAACAACAUAAGCGGUUACCGCCACUGGUCGGUGAACAAUGUCUCUUUCACACUCCCUCACACCCCAUAUCUCAUUGCCCUCAAAGAGAACAUAAACGGCGCCUUCGACACCACCCCUCCCCCUGAUGGCUACGACUUCGCUAGCUACGACAUUUUCAGUGUGCCCAAUAACGUCAAUGCCACUUCUAGUAAUGGAAUUUACAGGCUCAAGUUCAACACGACGGUCGAUGUUAUACUCCAAAACGCCAACACCAUGAACAAGAACAAUAGCGAGACGCACCCGUGGCACCUUCACGGGCACGAUUUUUGGGUUCUGGGAUACGGGGAGGGGAAGUUUGACGUUAAGAAUGAUACCAAAAAGUAUAAUUUGGAGAACCCCAUUAUGAAGAACACGGUUCCGGUGCACCCCUUUGGUUGGACCGCCUUGAGGUUUAGGUCCGAUAAUCCUGGCGUCUGGGCUUUCCAUUGCCAUAUAGAGUCUCAUUUCUAUAUGGGAAUGGGAGUGGUUUUUGAAGAAGGCGUAGAAAGGGUCGGGAAGUUACCUUCCUCCAUCAUGGGUUGUGGUGCAACCAAAGGUUUUCAUACACCAUGAUCAAACAUAUAUACUUUUCUUCAAUUAUUAUCUUUUCAUUCAAUUCUUUGUGCAAUGUGUACAAAAGAAUUUUCAUCUCAUGUAUUCUUUUUUUUUUUCAAAAACCCAAAAAUUUAUAACUAUUGGACAAAUUGUGCCUUCAUUAUAGGUUGUAAAUUGUCAUUGUUUUAGUUCCUUGGUUAUGGCAAUUGAGAAAUUGUUUUUUAAAAUGCACA